GCGGCCGCCAUCUUCCAGGCGUGACCGUCCGUGACCAGGCGUGACCGUCUGUGACCGCUGCGACCAUGACCAACACCAAGGGCAAGAGGCGGGGGACCCGCUACAUGUUCUCGCGGCCCUUCCGCAAGCACGGCGUGGUGCCGCUGGCCACCUACAUGCGCAUCUACAAGAAAGGCGACAUCGUGGACAUCAAGGGCAUGGGCACGGUGCAGAAGGGCAUGCCGCACAAGUGCUACCACGGGAAGACGGGGCGCGUGUACAACGUGACGCAGCACGCCGUGGGCAUCAUCAUCAACAAGCAGGUCAAGGGCCGCAUCCUGGCCAAGCGCAUCAACGUGCUCAUCGAGCACGUGAAACACUCCAAGAGCCGCGACAGCUUCCUGCGCCGCGUCAAGGAGAACGAGCAGAGCAAGUGCGAGGCCCGCGAGCGCGGAACGUGGGUGCAGCUCAAGCGCCAGCCGGCGCCGCCCCGCGACGCGCACUUCGUGAGGACCAACGGGAAGGAGCCCGAGCUGCUGGAGCCCAUCCCCUACAAGUUCAUGGCCUGACACGCGUGUCCGCGCCCGGGGACCCCGUCACC
Messenger RNA from Meriones unguiculatus (Mongolian gerbil), 580 nucleotides. Its product is annotated as large ribosomal subunit protein eL21. Gene Ontology annotation, biological process: translation. The transcript has a single exon. Gene Ontology annotation, molecular function: structural constituent of ribosome. The record is from RefSeq and is a predicted model, not a curated record. NCBI's taxonomy places the organism in Eukaryota, Metazoa, Chordata, Mammalia, Rodentia, Muridae. Gene Ontology annotation, cellular component: ribosome; cytosolic large ribosomal subunit. Bases 66 to 548 code for a protein of 160 amino acids.